CACUUUGCUGUCUGACGUGGCUUAUAGGGACCCUUCCCUCAGGGAUGAGGUCCUCACUGUUCCUCAUCAUUUGACACUAGCAAAACGUGAGCAGUUUGGUGAUGAACAAGUCACCUCAGACCAACUUCAUUUUUCUGCCUGGAUUCCCCAAGACUGGAAGCGGGGGAAGUGAGAGGGACUCGGUCUGGGUGCUCUUCAUCAGGGCCUGGACCACGCCUCUCCUGACAUCCUUGGUCAGCAGUGUAGCCGAGGGCAGGGUUUGCAGAGCCACCUGAAGGACCACCCCAGGGGCACCCGGCAGGAGUCUCUGGUUGCCUGCCCCCUGCGGUGGAAGCUGAACAGCUAGGACCAGCCAGGACCGGGGAUGAAAAUCCUGAAAGCAAGUCAGUCUCGUCUGUAGACGAUUUGGAUGCCAAGCUGGGAAUCGAGGACCCUCGCGGUGAACUAAAGCUUAUGCCCUGAGCUUUUGUGGGGCUCAGUGACAGGCAAAAAAGUAACAGCCCUGCGGGUGGAGGGGCACAGCUUGAGGCAGCAUGUGUGAGAGACACUUAAGGAUUUCAUUUCUCUGUGAGUUCAUGGAGCCAGCAGUGUGAAGGGCUGCUGGAAAGCCAGUGUCACGUCCACAGACGUCUGGGGUCCGUGCUGAGUCUGGUGAUUACUCGGAGAUCCCCAGCAUCCCUGGAAUAGUAGUGUGUUUUGUCUGAACACUGCAGUUGGAGAUGGCUUCUUACACACUGAGCUACAGUGAAGUCAGGCAGGCCGUCAGCAAGGACUUGAAUCAUAAGGAACGGAUGGAAAGAACCAGGGGUGUUGAGCUGUGAAGAGAGAUUGGGGGCCUGUCACCUGUUUCCAGAGUUAGGCCUGUGGACCAGCCAGAGAGGGAGGGUUCUGUCCGCAGAAGGUCUGUUGCCUGACCCCUCGGCAGAGCUUCCGUGCAGGGGGUUAUGGAUCAGAUUUUAGAGGCGCUUUUGCAGGUUUUGCAUGUCCUUUUGGGAAUGUGCCAGGCCUUGGAGAUUCAAGAGAAAGAAUACCUCUGCAAGUACGCGGUCCCGUGCCUCAUAGGAAUCUCCCGCGCAUUUGGGCGUUACAGCAACACGGAAGAGUCCCUCCUGUCCAGGCUCUUCCCCAGAGUCCCUCCUCAUUCCCUCCACGUCCCCGAGGAGCUGGAAGGUGUGCGGAGGCGGUCCUUCAACGACUUCCGCUCCAUCCUCCCCAGCAACCUGCUGGCGGUGUGUCAGGAGGGCACCCUGAAGAGGAAGGCCAGCAGCGUGUCCAGCAUCUCGCAGGUCAGCCCUGAACGAGGGGUGCCCCCUCCCAGCUCCCCUGGAGGAUCCACCUUUCACUACUUCGAAGCCUCUUACUUACCUGAUGGGAGUGCCCCGGAGCCCGACUACUACUUCUCCACCAUCAGCUCCAGCUUCUCCGUUUCUCCUCUUUUCAAUGGCAUCACUUACAAGGAGUUCAGUAUUCCCCUGGAGAUGCUCCGGGAACUCAUAAACCUGGUGAAGAAGAUUGUUGAGGAGCCUGUUCUCAAGUCCCUGGACGCAGUCGUAGCCAGCGUGACAGAGGCCAACCCCAGCGCCGACCUCUACUACAGCACGUUCAGCGACCCCCUCUACGUGGCCACAUUCAAGAUGCUGCGGGACACUCUGUACUACAUGAAAGACCUGCCCACCUCCUUUGUGAAGGAGGUCCAUGACUUCGUGCUGGAGCAGUUCAACACCAGCCAGGGGGAGCUCCAGAAGAUCCUGCACGACGUGGACCGGACCCACAGUGAGCUGAGCCCCCUGAAGCUGCGCUGCCAGGCCAGUGCCGCCUGCGUGGACCUCAUGGUGUGGGCUGUGAAGGACGAGCAGGGUGCAGAGAAUCUGUGCAUCAAGCUGUCUGAGAAGCUGCAGUCCAAGACAUCCAGCAAGGUCAUCAUUGCUCACCUGCCCUUGCUCAUCUGCUGUCUGCAGGGCCUGGGCCGCCUGUGCGAGAGGUUCCCGGUGGUGGUGCACUCGGUGACGCCAUCCCUGCGGGACUUUCUGGUGGUCCCGUCCCCCGUGCUGGUGAAGCUGUACAAGUGCCACAGUCAGUACCACACAGUUGCCGGCAAUGAUAUAAAAAUCAGCGUAACCAACGAGCAUUCCGAGUCAACCCUGAACGUGGCGUCGGGGAAGAAGAGCCAGCCGUCCAUGUACGAGCAGCUGCGGGACAUUGCCAUUGACAACGUCUGCAGGUGCCUGAAGGCUGGCUUGACUGUGGACGCAGUGAUCGUGGAGGCCUUCCUGGCCAGCCUCUCCAACCGGCUCUAUAUCUCCCAGGAGAGCGACAAGGAUGCUCACCUGAUUCCGGACCACACCAUCCGAGCCUUGGGCCACAUCGCAGUGGCCCUGAGGGACACCCCAAAGGUCAUGGAGCCGAUCCUGCAGAUCCUACAGCAGAAGUUCUGCCAGCCCCCCUCCCCCCUUGACGUGCUCAUCAUCGACCAGCUUGGCUGCCUGGUCAUCACCGGAAACCAAUACAUUUACCAGGAGGUGUGGAAUCUCUUCCAGCAGAUCAGCGUGAAGGCCAGCUCUGUUGUGUACUCUGCCACCAAGGAUUACAAGGACCACGGCUACAGGCACUGCUCGCUGGCUGUGAUCAAUGCCCUGGCCAACAUCGCGGCCAACAUCCAGGAUGAGCACCUGGUGGACGAGCUGCUCAUGAACCUGCUGGAGCUGUUUGUGCAGCUGGGGCUGGAGGGCAAGCGGGCCAGCGAGAGGGCCAGCGAGAAGGGGCCCGCCCUGAAGGCCUCCAGCAGCGCGGGGAACCUGGGCGUCCUCAUCCCUGUGAUCGCUGUGCUCACCCGGCGGUUGCCGCCCAUCAAAGAAGCGAAGCCACGGUUGCAGAAGCUCUUCCGGGAUUUCUGGCUCUAUUCCGUGCUGAUGGGAUUCGCCGUGGAGGGGUCAGGACUCUGGCCGGAAGAGUGGUACGAGGGCGUCUGUGAAAUAGCCACCAAGUCCCCCCUGCUCACCUUUCCCAGCAAAGAGCCCCUGCGGUCUGUCCUCCAGUACAACUCAGCCAUGAAGAACGACACAGUCACCCCCGCCGAGCUGAGCGAGCUCCGUAGCACCAUCAUCAACCUGCUGGACCCGGCCCCCGAGGUGUCUGCCCUCAUCAACAAGCUGGACUUCGCCAUGUCCACCUACCUUCUGUCCGUUUACCGGCUGGAGUACAUGAGGGUCCUGCGCUCGACAGAUCCUGACCGCUUCCAGGUAAUGUUCUGCUACUUUGAGGAUAAAGCUAUUCAGAAAGACAAAUCUGGGAUGAUGCAGUGCGUGAUCGCCGUUGCCGACAAGGUGUUCGACGCCUUCCUGAACAUGAUGGCAGAUAAAGCCAAGACCAAGGAGAACGAGGAGGAGCUGGAGCGCCAUGCGCAGUUCCUGCUGGUGAACUUCAACCACAUCCACAAGCGCAUCCGGAGGGUGGCCGACAAGUACCUGUCCGGGCUGGUGGACAAGUUCCCCCACUUGCUCUGGAGCGGGACGGUGCUGAAGACCAUGCUGGACAUCCUGCAGACCCUGUCGCUGUCGCUGAGCGCUGAUAUUCACAAGGACCAGCCUUACUACGACAUUCCGGACGCCCCCUAUCGCAUUACCGUUCCCGACACCUGCGAAGCGCGAGAGAGCAUCGUCAAGGACUUCGCUGCGCGCUGUGCGAUGAUCCUGCAGGAGGCCAUGAAGUGGGCACCCACGGUCACCAAGUCUCACCUACAGGAAUACCUGAACAAACACCAGAACUGGGUGUCGGGGCUGUCGCAGCACACGGGGCUGGCCAUGGCCACCGAGAGCAUCCUUCAGUUUGCCAGCUACAACAAGCAGAACACCACCCUUGGGGCGACUCAGCUCACGGAGCGGCCAGCCUGCGUGAAGAAGGACUACUCCAACUUCAUGGCAUCCCUCAACCUGCGCAACCGCUACGCAGGCGAGGUGUACGGGAUGAUCCGCUUCUCAGACGCCACAGGCCAGACGUCUGACCUGAACAAGAUGAUGGUCCAGGAGCUGAAGGCAGCAUUGGGCGCGGGUGACCCUCAGCACUACACAGAGGCCAUGUUCAAGCUGACGGCCAUGCUCAUCAGCAGCAAAGACUGUGACCCGCAGCUCCUCCAUCACCUGUGCUGGGGUCCCCUCCAGAUGUUCAACGAGCACGGCAUGGAGACGGCCCUGGCCUGCUGGGAGUGGCUGCUGGCCGGCAAGAACGGAGUGGAAGUGCCGUUCAUGCGGGAGAUGGCGGGGGCCUGGCAGAUGACAGUGGAGCAGAAGUUCGGCCUGUUUUCUGCGGAGAUAAAGGAAGCAGACCCCCUGGCUGCGUCGGAAGCCAGUCAGCCCAAACCCUGUGCCCCCGAGGUGACCCCUCACUGCAUCUGGAUCGAUUUCCUGGUGCAGCGGUUCGAGAUUGCCAAGUACUGCAGCUCUGACCAGGUGGAGAUCUUCUCCAGCCUACUGCAGCGGUCCAUGUCUCUGAGCAUCGGGGGCACUGCGGGGAGCAUGAACCGGCAUGUGGCGGCCAUCGGGCCCCGCUUCAAGCUGCUGACCCUCGGCCUGACCCUCCUGCACGCGGACGUGCUUCCCAAUGCGACCAUCCGCAACGUGCUCCGCGAGAAGAUCUACUCCACUGCCUUCGACUACUUCAGUUGUCCCCCAAAGUUCCCUACGCAGGGAGAGAAGAGGCUGCGUGAGGACAUAAGCAUAAUGAUUAAGUUCUGGACCGCCAUGUUCUCAGAUAAGAAGUACCUGACCGCCAGCCAGCUCGUUCCCCCAGAUAACCAGGACACCCGGAGCAACCUGGACAUAGCGGUCGGCUCACGCCAGCAGGCUACACAGGGCUGGAUCAACACCUACCCGCUGUCUAGCGGCAUGUCCACCAUCUCCAAGAAGUCAGGCAUGUCCAAGAAGACCAACCGGGGCUCCCAGCUGCACAAGUACUACAUGAAGCGCCGGACGCUGCUGCUGUCCCUGCUGGCCACUGAGAUCGAGCGUCUCAUCACGUGGUACAACCCACUGUCAGCCCCGGAGCUAGAGCUGGACCAGGCCGGAGAGAGCAGCGUGGCCAACUGGAGGUCCAAGUACAUCAGCCUGAGCGAGAAGCAGUGGAAGGACAAUGUGAACCUCGCCUGGAACAUCUCUCCUCAUCUGGCCGUGCAACUGCCAGCCAGGUUCAAAAACACAGAAGCUAUCGGCAACGAGGUGACCCGUCUGGUUCGCUUGGACCCAGGAGCCGUUAGUGACAUCCCCGAAGCCAUCAAGUUCCUGGUCACCUGGCACACCAUUGACGCCGAUGCCCCCGAGCUCAGCCAUGUGCUGUGCUGGGCGCCCGCAGACCCGCCCACAGGCCUGUCCUACUUCUCCAGCAUGUACCCGCCGCACCCGCUCACAGCGCAGUACGGGGUCAAAGUCCUACGGUCCUUCCCGCCGGAUGCCAUCCUGUUCUACAUCCCCCAGAUCGUGCAGGCCCUCAGGUAUGACAAGAUGGGCUAUGUGCGGGAGUAUAUUCUGUGGGCGGCAUCCAAGUCCCAGCUCCUGGCACACCAAUUCAUCUGGAACAUGAAGACGAACAUCUAUGUGGAUGAAGAGGGGCACCAGAAAGACCCUGACAUUGGCGACCUCCUGGAGCAGCUGGUGAAAGAGAUCACAAGCUCCCUGUCCGGCCCGGCCAAGGACUUCUACCAGCGGGAAUUCGACUUCUUCAACAAGAUCACUAACGUGUCAGCCAUCAUCAAGCCCUACCCUAAAGGUGACGAGAGGAAGAGGGCUUGUCUGUCGGCUCUGUCUGAAGUGAAGGUGCAGCCUGGCUGCUACCUGCCCAGCAACCCCGAGGCCAUCGUGCUGGACAUCGACUACAAGUCCGGGACGCCCAUGCAGAGCGCUGCAAAGGCCCCGUAUUUGGCUAAGUUCAAGGUGAAACGAUGCGGAGUUAGUGAACUUGAGAAGGAAGGUCUGCGGUGCUGCUCAGACUCCGAGGAUGAGGGCAGCACACAGGAGGCCGAUGGCCAGAAAAUCUCCUGGCAAGCAGCCAUCUUCAAAGUGGGAGACGACUGCCGGCAGGACAUGCUGGCCCUGCAGAUCAUCGACCUCUUCAAAAACAUCUUCCAGCUGGUUGGCCUGGAUCUCUUUGUCUUCCCGUACCGGGUGGUGGCCACCGCCCCUGGGUGCGGGGUGAUCGAGUGCAUCCCUGACUGUACCUCUCGGGACCAGCUGGGCCGCCAGACCGACUUUGGCAUGUACGACUAUUUCACGCGCCAGUACGGGGAUGAGUCCACGCUGGCCUUCCAGCAGGCGCGCUAUAACUUCAUCCGCAGCAUGGCUGCCUACAGCCUCCUGCUGUUCCUGCUGCAGAUCAAGGACCGGCACAACGGCAACAUCAUGCUGGACAAGAAGGGCCACAUCAUCCACAUCGACUUUGGCUUCAUGUUUGAAAGCUCCCCGGGUGGCAACCUCGGCUGGGAACCAGACAUCAAGCUGACAGACGAGAUGGUGAUGAUCAUGGGGGGCAAGAUGGAGGCCACCCCCUUCAAGUGGUUCAUGGAGAUGUGUGUCCGCGGCUACCUGGCCGUGCGGCCCUACAUGGACGCCGUUGUCUCUCUGGUCACUCUCAUGCUGGACACGGGCCUUCCCUGCUUCCGCGGCCAGACAAUCAAGCUCUUGAAGCACAGGUUCAGCCCCAACAUGACAGAGCGAGAGGCCGCAAAUUUCAUCCUGAAGGUCAUUCAGAGCUGCUUCCUCAGCAACAGGAGCCGGACCUAUGACAUGAUCCAGUACUAUCAGAACGACAUCCCCUACUGAGGGGCAGAGUGCCGCAAUCACUGCCUGCUGCUGCACACGGCCUGCCACUUCAUCCGAUGGACAGAUGGGCUGAGAUGCCCCUGCAGAGCCCAGCAACCCGCUGCCUCCCGAGGUGUCGCCUACAUGGCCCGUGUGGCUGGAAUGACAAUCAGAGCCAGUCUCUGCACAGGUGUGAGCUAUGCUUGCACUGGACACAUUCCCUGCCUGUCUUGUCUCAGAGGUACAUGAAGUAUUUUCUUGUGUAUAAAAAAUGGAAAAAUUAUAUUUAACCUAAGAUUCAACCAACGUAAACAAAAUAAAAACAAAAAAACUGCGUUGGA
Molecule: messenger RNA, 7126 nt
Organism: Balaenoptera ricei (Rice's whale)
Lineage: Eukaryota; Metazoa; Chordata; Mammalia; Artiodactyla; Balaenopteridae
Gene: PI4KA
Product: phosphatidylinositol 4-kinase alpha
Exons: 53
Coding region: 945-6806 (1953 amino acids)
Biological process (GO): phosphatidylinositol phosphate biosynthetic process; phosphatidylinositol-mediated signaling
Cellular component (GO): cytoplasm; plasma membrane
Molecular function (GO): 1-phosphatidylinositol 4-kinase activity
Source: RefSeq, a predicted model, not a curated record